This is a messenger RNA of Melanotaenia boesemani (Boeseman's rainbowfish), 2911 nucleotides long. It is a transcript of the gene dok2, whose product is annotated as docking protein 2. Gene Ontology annotation, biological process: cell surface receptor protein tyrosine kinase signaling pathway; positive regulation of MAPK cascade. NCBI's taxonomy places the organism in Eukaryota, Metazoa, Chordata, Actinopteri, Atheriniformes, Melanotaeniidae. The transcript is spliced from 8 exons. Gene Ontology annotation, cellular component: cytoplasm. The record is from RefSeq and is a predicted model, not a curated record. The coding region runs from base 738 to 2579 and encodes 613 amino acids.
AGCUCUUGGCUCAGGUGACCCGACAGGGUAGUAAAUUUGUCCCUCCCGGGCUUCCAUUGACCCUCAAGACAGAUUGAAACUUAAAUUUCAUAGAGAAGCACUUUCUUAUAGGAAAUGAUGUGAUAUGUGUAAAUACAGCCGGGCGGAGGCUGAUAUUUGAGGAAAAAUGACGUGGAAAGACCAAAAAUUUCAGAUAACCUACAAGGGUUAAGAAACGAAACAAAGUUGGUGAGACGGUAAAAAUAAGUAAAGUCCAAAACUUUCAAACCAUGACUCUGGUUUGAGCUUGCACAUUGCAGGUGUCUGCAGGACCACCAGGGGGCGCUCAUUUCCACAUAAACUUGAAGUGGUUUCAUCAGUUUGUAGAGGAGCAGGAGGAGGAAGAGGAGGAGGAGGUCACAGCUGGUUAGUUCUGCAUUACAUGUUGCAUCAGAGACAGGAAGCACACAUGAUGCUCAGCGUCUCUGUGCAUCACACCGAUACCACAGAGGAGGCGAGACAAGAAGAGGUGAAGCUCAGCCGGAGCUAAGGAGGCGCUCAGAAUCCGAACCGGGUCGAGUCCAAAUACCGAACCACCAAAACAGAAAGGAGGUGAGAGGAGGUGCAAGGGGAGCAGAGGACGAGGAAACACAGGGGAAGUUCAGGUUGAAAGCAGUAGGAGAGGACGGGAAGAGGACGAUAAGGAGAGACGGGAGGACACUGAGCGGGGGAGGAGGAGGAGGCGUGGUGGCGGCAUCAUGGAGGAGGACAUCAGGAAGCAGGGGAUGCUCUUCCUCCAGCAGCAGCGAUUUGGGAAGAAAUGGAAGCGGGUGUGGUGUGUCCUCUACAGGGAGAGCUCCUGCUCCAUCUCCAGGCUGGAGUUCUUCGAGUGUAAAGAUGGAGGGAACGUGGAGAAGAACGACAAAAGUCUGCGCAAACAGCAGGAGCACAAAAAGGUGAUCCGUCUUUCUGACUGCAUCCGGGUGUCGGAGGUAGAGAUGGACGGCUGUCCCAGAGACACGGGGUCCUUCCUGGUGGAGACCACCGAGAAGAUCUACGUGUUCGCCUCCGAGAGAAACCAGCUGGACGACUGGACACACAAACUGUGUGAGAUCGCCUUCCCCAUGAGCUGGAUGGACCACGGAGCGAAGCGAGGCAACCUGCAGAGAGGAAACAGAGUGGAUGUAGAUGAAGGCAUGGAGGACAACUCCCUGUACAGCGGCAGACACACAGCACGUGAUUUCAGAGUGUGUGUUCGGAGGACGGAGGCGGCUGAUCGCUGCCGACUGAAGGGGGACGGCGUCCUGCGAGCUGACAUGGACGCUCUGCAUCUGCUGGACAAGGCGGGAGACAUCCUGUACAGCUGGCCGUACAGAUAUCUGAGACGCUUUGGACGGGACAAGUCCACCUUCUCCUUCGAGGCAGGCCGCAGAUGCGACUCUGGUGAGGGGAGCUUCGAGUUUGAUACCAAAGAUGGGAACUUUCUGUUCCAGACCGUAGAGACAGCCAUCAACCUACAGAAGAUCUCCUUCCCCAGCAGGCAGACCUCUGGGGGAGGCCAGGGGAGCCCAGAGGCCCCUCAGAUCCUGAACCUGCCUCCCCCACCAGUCAACCCACCCCUGGCCCACAGCAGGACGCUGCCACUGCCUCAACCCCGCGGCCAAGUGCCACAACCCCCCCCUGCUCAGGAAGCUGACGGCGUGUACAGCAUGGUGAGCGAAGCUCCAGGCUGUCAGAUGAUUCAUCAUAAAGACAGUGAGAGCUUCACCCCUUCACAGCAGCAGCAACAGCAGCGCCCCCAGCUGUCUCAUCUGGAGCCUCCAGUCGACAAAAUGCUGACUGCUGUAAAGAGCUUGACGCUGGACCCUCGUGGAGUCCCCACCCCUCGAAAGAACCAGGUGAAGAUGAUCUCCAGCUGUCCUCUGCCCAACGCCAGCCCUGAGCUGGCCCCGGGCCCCGGCUCCAACCCCAACCUGGACCAGAUGUACUCACAGAUCAGCCUGUCGGGCGCUGCUGGUCGGAGCAUCAAGAAGGAGAAGAAGAAGAGCAGUGUGGCCCCGCCCUGCACUCCUCCACUCAGCAACAAGGAGUCCGACUACUCCCUCCCCUUCGACACCAUCACCACCAACGUCAUGUCCGACAUUUUGAGCUGCCAUCAGGGUUCCGGCAACGAAUCAGGCGCCGAUCCGCUGUAUGACAGCAUAGACGAAAUGAAGAUCAGAAACAUCUCCAUCAGCCAAGCCAACAGCCUGCGACCCACCUACAGAAAGGUGGACCACAUCUACGACGAGCCCGAAGGCUGCGCUGCCACCACCUCAGGUCCCACGCCCAUCACUGCCUUGUACGACGACCCUGAGGAGAUGAGAGGAGACGCCUGGAGGAUUAUGGGUACAGCAGCCGACCCUAAAGGCCAUGAGUAUCCCUAUAACCCCCGUGAGGAUGACUAUGCUGUACCCAAACGACCCCAGAAAGCUUUUAUCAGCACUCAGGUCACCGGAGAAGAAGAAGAGGAGCUGGGAAGAGAGGAGGAGCUUGAAGGUGAGGUGGAGGUGACUGAGGAACAAGAAGAUUCCCCAUACAACAAUGUGAUGUUAAAAUAAAGUAAAAGAGAAACCAGCGCCUGUAGACAUGACUUCAUUGUGAACCACAUUACCCCGUCUGUCCUUUUUAUCCAUCGUAUGUCAGCAUAUCAUCUUCCUGGAGAAUCCCAGCUGGUCCAAGACCAGGUGGGAAACUUACUCUGGGUCAAGCUCAAGUGUCCUUCCAGUAGGAACCUCCAGAGGCCUAUGGGGGUAUUUUCCUCCCUUUAAUCAAUUGUUUGCUUUGAGAGCAAGAUUUUUGGUUUUCAUGCUCAAAUAUCGUCGUUCUCUCUCUCAAAACUCUGCUCUCACACUCAGAAAGUCCCUCCUACUUUCAGAUAUGUUGUUCUUCC